AUGGAACUCCCAACAAUUCUUACAAGUUCUCAGACGAUAAUUCAUACUGUGCUCAUUCUUGCUGUCACGAUUUCGCUGAGAUUAAACGCAGUAUGGGGACGCCAUUUGCACCACACAGAUUACUUCGACUAUUGUGCGGUUAACUGUAGGGCCCACGGUGCGUCGCUGACUGAUUUCGGAGGCGUGGGAGAUGGGACGACUUUGAACACGAGAGCUUUCCAGGCGGCGAUCGGUUAUCUGAGCCAAUUUGAACCAUACGGAGGAUCGAUGUUGUUUGUUCCUCCGGGAAAUUGGCUGACCGGAAGCUUCAACAUCACCACAAGCCAUUUCACACUUUAUCUCCAUAAAGAUGCUGUUCUUCUUGCUUCUCAGGAUGAAAACGAGUAUGCUGUAAUAAAACCCCUGCCAUCUUACGGCCGAGGAAGGGAUACAGAGGGAGGUAGAUACAGCAGUCUCAUCUUCGGCACCAACUUAACUGAUGUUAUCAUAACAGGAAACAAUGGCACGAUAGAUGGUCAGGGUGAGCCCUGGUGGGACAAGUUUCACAAGGGAGAGUUACUGUACACCAGACCUUACCUGAUUGAGAUAAUGUUCUCUGAGGACAUUCAGAUAUUGAACUUGACCCUCGUGAACUCACCUUCAUGGCACGUCCAUCCUGUCUACUGCAGCAAUGUGAUAGUACAAUGGCUCACGAUUCUUGCUCCUGUAUCUGUCCCAAACACCGACGGUAUCAAUCCAGAUUCGUGCACGAAUACCCGGAUCGACGACUGCUACAUCGUCUCGGGAGAUGACUGCAUCGCCGUGAAGAGCGGGUGGGACGAGUACGGCAUCUCGUUCGCCAUGCCCACCAAACACCUCUCGAUCCGACGGCUGACGUGUGUCUCCCCCUCGAGCGCCGUCAUCGCGCUCGGGAGCGAGAUGUCGGGCGGCAUCGAGGACGUCCGCGCGGAGGACAUCACCGCCGUAAACUCCGAGUCGGGCGUUCGGAUCAAGACGUCUCGCGGGCGGGGCGGUUACGUGCGGGAUGUCUACGUACGCCGCGUGACCAUGCGAACCAUGAAGUGGGCCUUCUGGAUGACGGGAAACUACGGGUCUCACCCGGACGACAAGUACGACCCGAACGCGCUCCCCGAGAUCAAGAACAUUAACUUUAGGGAUGUGGUGGCGGAGAACGUGACUAUGGCGGCGAGGUUGGAGGGGAUAGCAGGGGAUCCUUUCACGGGGAUUUGUUUGUCGAACGUGACAGUCGGGAUGGCUAAAAAGGCAAAGAAGGUGUUUUGGAAUUGCACGGAUAUCGAGGGGGUCUCGAGUGGGGUGGUCCCACGGCCGUGCUCGGAGCUUGAGGGUGGGGGUACGGAAGGGGAUGUGGUGUGUGAUUUUCCGGUGGAGGGUUUGCCAAUCGAUAGUGUUGAGGCCCAAACGUGCUCGUAUAGGAGGAAGUAUUUGGAGGGUGAGCGCACGGUGAACAAGCAUUUGUUGUAG
Messenger RNA from Striga hermonthica, 1482 nucleotides. Lineage: Eukaryota; Viridiplantae; Streptophyta; Magnoliopsida; Lamiales; Orobanchaceae. The record is from the annotation of a GenBank genome assembly.